GAGAAGCUUUUAUCCAUUGCGGUUGAAAGUCGUGUGUACAUGUAGGUUGAGUUUGUACGUAGUAACUCGAAAAUUGAAAUAACUAGAAAUGACAUAAAAGACAUAAAGACAUUAUUUUAGUUUUCAAAGCGUUUUGGUUUGACGAGGAAGGCUUGGUAAUUUGUGUUCUCCAGGAAUAUGAAAUAGGUACAGAGGCUGUAUAUGUGUAUACUGCUGUGUAAGUACAUGCAUCUCAAAAUUGCACAACAACGGACAACCUACAGUUAAACCCCUUAACUAACUUCGAGGUGUUUUUCACAACACUUCUUAAGAGUGGUGUGGAUCUACAACACCUCUUGAAAAGUGGUCUGCAUCUGACGUCGUCAAAGUUACAAGAUCCGAAAUGCUUACCCGCUACUCUCAAGUCCAUGAUUUUCAUGUCUCUGGACUAUUUUCUUAACUAAAAUAAUACAGAAAGUCUUUCAAAUGCAGACAAACCCUGAAUCUCUCUAUCAAUCGACUUGAGCAAGCCGGGUUAUCAAAAAGCUGCCAAAAAACAAAAACAACGAGGCAUGAAUAAAGAAAACUGUGUCCUGUAUUGAAUAAAUUUUUUUUUUCAUCAUGGAUUCAGGAAGUAAAAAAUUGCUAUAGCAACGAAGUAGACCUACGGAGGGGCAGUCUAGAUCAGAUCACGUUUCAAGGAAAAUGAAAAAAAUUCUUUCACAAUUCAUAGAAAACAAAUAGACAUUUUACGCAACACGAAAAAAAAAGACAUUUUUCACUCAAGCCUGCAAAAUUAAUGAGAUUUUGAAAGCGAUGUCCAAAGAACAGCCUUCUUCUUUUUUCGGCAAGAGGCAAAAGGAAAACUAAUGUAGAGGGAGCGAACAGAUUGCCUUUACCUCGAAAGUAAUGGAAAACAUAAUCAAAAUUUCACGACGAAUUGAACAAAAUGUGUUCAUCAAAAAUUCAACAAAGAACGACUUUCUGUCUUCAUAUUUUGCAUAUUUUAUCCCUAUAAUCCCUUCCAAUUGUUUUAAAUCAAAUUUUCGAUUCUUUUAAAGCAAGCAAAAUAAGAUUACUACAUCACUGCAGACCAUUUCUGCUAUUGAGACUAUAUUUGAGACUGCAUGCAGUUUUCAGUCACACUCUACAUUAGUUCGUCUUAACACUUAUUUGUUAAAUUCCCUGCAGGAAAGACAAGUGCAGUCAACUUCAGAGAAACUGUAAGUAAGCUUCAAAGAGCAGAAACGAUGAGAGAAUUCCAGCGUUUAAUGUUUGAAUGGAAAGAGAGAGAAACAAAAACCAGAGUGCCAGGUGAAGGUGAAUUUGUUGGGGUGCCCGGUGAACUGCGUGGAUUUGAGAUCGCGUGGAGGGAACACGGAAGUAAGAAACUAAGCUGGGGAGACCUUUUUCAACCUGCUAUUGACAUCGCUACUAAAGGUUUCCUAGCCACUCCCGCUUUGAUAGCUGCAGUGGAAAAGAAUGGACCCAACAUUACAAAUGAUCCCGGGUUAAGUGAGUUAUUCAAGCCAAAUGGUAGAUUUAUUAAAGACGGUGACCUCAUAAAGAGAACAAAAUAUGGAAACACUCUUAAAAAAAUAGCAAAAUCCGGAUCUGCAGAUAUCUUCUACUCAGGAAAAAUGGCGGAGCAGAUCGUUAAAGACCUGAGAUCCAUCGGUUCCAAGAUUUCCGUCGAGGAUUUAGAAAAUUACCAAGCCAGUAAAGUCAAAGCCUUGGAGACCGCCCUUCCUGGGGUGGAUGGGCACAAAAUUAUGACCGUCCCACCUCCUGCAGGGGGUGUAGCCUUGAUUGAUAUCUUGAACAUUCUUAAAGGGUUCAAGUUUGGCCCAGAGGACAUGAAAAAGCACCCGGUUCUGACGUAUCACCGUAUGAUUGAAGCAUUCAACUUUGUAGCGGCCAGAGAGACUUACCUCACAGAUCCUGCCUUUGAUAACAAGGGAGACGAGAUUGUCAAGAAAAUGUUGGAUGCUGAAGAAGGCGAGAUGCUACGCAAAAAAAUUGACAAUAAGCACCACAGUUACAACUAUUACGGUCCGAUUAACUACCACAUUGAUGUGACAGAUGGUACAACUCACUUGUCUGUGCUUGACGAAGAAGGAAAUGCUGUUGCCUUGACAACGUCAAUCAACAAAUAG
This is a messenger RNA of Orbicella faveolata, 2135 nucleotides long. Its product is annotated as glutathione hydrolase 1 proenzyme-like. Gene Ontology annotation, biological process: glutathione catabolic process. Gene Ontology annotation, cellular component: plasma membrane. NCBI's taxonomy places the organism in Eukaryota, Metazoa, Cnidaria, Anthozoa, Scleractinia, Merulinidae. Gene Ontology annotation, molecular function: glutathione gamma-glutamate hydrolase. The record is from RefSeq and is a predicted model, not a curated record.